CUUAUAUAUAAUAAAGGCUAAUUAGCUCUUUGUAAAUAAUCCCAGAAAACAAUCCACGGUUGAAUAGCAAUCAUGUCUAAGCUCGGCACCAUUUUUGCCCUAGUCCUUGUCCUCACCUUGGUGGUUAUUCACGCUGCUCGCCAGGAGCCUGGCUUCGCUAGUGAUUCUCUGAAUGUGAAGGCAGAGAAAGCUGAGACCGAGGAGAGCUGUGAAGGAGUGGAGGAAGAUGAGUGCUUGAUCAGAAGAACUCUGGUGGCUCAUGUGGAUUACAUCUAUACACAGGGUGAAACUGAAAACCCAUGAGCUAGUGUGAGAUUACUUUCAUUUGUAAUGUAGUCAUGAUCACUUAUGAUUCAUGACCGAUAUCAAUAAUGAUGCUUGGGAUUGCAUCACACUUUAACAAUAAUAAUAAUAAUAAUAUUUCGCUAA
Messenger RNA from Hevea brasiliensis (rubber tree), 429 nucleotides. Its product is annotated as phytosulfokines. Lineage: Eukaryota; Viridiplantae; Streptophyta; Magnoliopsida; Malpighiales; Euphorbiaceae. Bases 73 to 303 code for a protein of 76 amino acids. The transcript has 2 exons. Gene Ontology annotation, cellular component: extracellular region. Gene Ontology annotation, molecular function: growth factor activity. Gene Ontology annotation, biological process: cell population proliferation. The record is from RefSeq and is a predicted model, not a curated record.